CUCGUGACUUGAAACUUGGAAAGUUUGGCUCUCUCUUUCCUUCUACACCGUCUCUCUCUCUAAAGUAAACCUUCUCGCUUUGGAAGAAUUGAGCAAACGACUAUUGUUGGAUAGCAAGGGAGAGAAAUUACCAAAAGAGGAGAAACAAUCAGCCGUCGGAUCUAGGGUUUUUACUUGGCCGAGAUGCCGAAGAACAAGGGGAAGGGAGGCAAGAAUCGGAAGAGAGGGAAGAACGAGGCCGACGACGAGAAGAGGGAAUUGGUUUUCAAGGAAGAUGGGCAGGAAUACGCGCAGGUCAUGCGCAUGCUUGGAAACGGCCGCUGCGAGGCCACCUGCAUCGACGGCGUCAAGCGCCUCUGUCACAUCCGGGGGAAGAUGCACAAGAAGGUUUGGAUCGCCGCCGGCGAUAUUAUCCUCGUCGGUCUCCGCGAUUAUCAGGAUGACAAGGCUGAUGUGAUCCUCAAGUACAUGCCAGAUGAAGCUAGGUUGCUGAAGGCCUAUGGCGAACUGCCCGAGAACACGAGGCUCAAUGAGGGUAUUGCUGGAGGACUUGAUGAGGAGGACGAUGGCCCUGGUGAUGAUUACAUUGAAUUCGAGGACGAAGACAUAGACAAACUCUAAAGAGCUUCUGAGAAUUGUAAUCCUAUCUAUUUUAUUUUUGUUUCUAAGGUAUAGCAUUUUGCUUUAUACAAUAGUAAGUACUAAGUUAGAGGAUUGUUAUCUACUAUGUAGUUUGAUGAGAAUUUGUGUGGAUUUCUCUGUA
Messenger RNA from Salvia hispanica, 763 nucleotides. RefSeq names its product eukaryotic translation initiation factor 1A. Gene Ontology annotation, biological process: translational initiation. Gene Ontology annotation, molecular function: translation initiation factor activity; RNA binding. Lineage: Eukaryota; Viridiplantae; Streptophyta; Magnoliopsida; Lamiales; Lamiaceae. The record is from RefSeq and is a predicted model, not a curated record.